CAAAACAUCAAGACAAACCGACAACUUUUGUACUACAUUGUAUCUUGUCUCUUUUUUCUGUUGCAUGGGAGAGCCGAGCUCGAUGGGGAGACACGGCGCUGCAACGUCGAUCUACCGAGGAGUUCGAAAGCGUAAAUGGGGUAAAUGGGUUUCCGAGAUUCGCGAACCGGGAAAGAAGACGAGAAUAUGGUUAGGUAGCUUCGAGACACCGGAGAUGGCAGCGGCAGCCUACGACGUUGCUGCCUACCAUUUCCGUGGUCGCGACGCACGUCUCAAUUUCCCUAAUCUUGUCGACUCUCUUCCCUUACCUCUUGGUUCUUCCUCUGAUGACAUCCGUCUUGCUGCUCACGAGGGAGCGUUGCGAUUACGAACAACGCCGACCGUUGUGCCUGAGAGAAGUGGAACAAGUGGGUUGGGAUUGGCCCCGGUUACAGUGCGGUUGUCGCCGAGCCAAAUUCAGGCGAUUAACGAGUCGCCGUUGGAUUCGCCGAAGAUGUGGAUGCAAAUGUCGUCGGAGAGUUUGGUGAUGGAGGAGUAUUCAAAUGAGGAUGAAAUGUGGGAGAAUAUGCAGAAUGAUUCGCUGUGGGAUCCUUAG
Molecule: messenger RNA, 595 nt
Organism: Cucurbita pepo subsp. pepo (vegetable marrow)
Lineage: Eukaryota; Viridiplantae; Streptophyta; Magnoliopsida; Cucurbitales; Cucurbitaceae
Product: ethylene-responsive transcription factor ERF021-like
Biological process (GO): regulation of DNA-templated transcription
Molecular function (GO): DNA-binding transcription factor activity; DNA binding
Source: RefSeq, a predicted model, not a curated record